Molecule: messenger RNA, 1389 nt
Organism: Lolium perenne
Lineage: Eukaryota; Viridiplantae; Streptophyta; Magnoliopsida; Poales; Poaceae
Biological process (GO): DNA transposition
Molecular function (GO): transposase activity; zinc ion binding; DNA binding
Source: RefSeq, a predicted model, not a curated record
UGGAAAAGGUGUUUGCAGCAUCGGAGAAAGUAUAUCCGUAUCUUAGGGAUUACCAUAGUUUGCUAUGGAUGAGGUGCAUGUUUAACCCUGCCAUCAAGUGUGACUACAUAAAUAACAAUCUCGCUGAGUGCUUUAAUGCUUGGGUGCGAGAUAUCAAGGACUUGCCUAUAGUUCAGCUAGCUGAUCAGAUUAGAGAGAUGAUUAUGGCACUAUUUAGGAAGAGAAGAAUGCUUGCUGAGAGGUUUGCAGGGAUAAUACUGCCAUUUGUCAUACACCAAUUGAAUGCCAAGACUAGAGGACUAGGACAUCUCAAGGCUAAAGCAUCCGCUGAUUUUAGUGCGGAAGUGAGAAAUAUUAACAAGGAUGAUGAAAGACAUGUGGUUAAAACACUCACACACGAGUGUACAUGUCUACAAUGGCAGCACACGGGCAAGCCUUGCGACCAUGCCCUGGCUUUCAUAAAUGUUCUGCAAUCUCGCAACUUUGUCAACAUGGAGGAUUACGUACAUGAGUACUACUCUGUUAGCAGAUUUAAGGCAGCAUAUGAAGGUGUAAUUGAGCCCCUUACGGAUAUGAAUCAGUGGCCACAAGUGGAUACAGGUUUUGUGUUGCUUGCACCAAUUCCAACUGGCAAGAAAAAAGGUGCUGGAAGAACCAGAAAACAGAGGAUGAAGAGCUGGUGGGAAGGUGGAUCAAGGACAGGAUCCUUGAACAAAUGCAAAAAAUGCGGGGAGGUAGGACAUAGAGAAGCCAGCUGUCCUAAAAAUGGAACAAAGAAAAGGAAUAGCAAGGGGAAAAAACAUCCAUCUCCAUGGUUUGAUGUUUGAGUCAGCAAUGCAGUCCCUUCUACACCAACAAAAAGCAAGGUUGAUGCUACUUGUAGCAGUCCUGGAGCUGUCACAAGGAGCCAAACUGCUUGUCAAGCUAGUCCUGGAGCUGUCACAAGGAGCCAGGCCGCAUCUCAGGCCGCUACUCCACCACCAAAGUCUCCAACAAAAGGAAAGAAGAAGAAAAUGACUCCUAAACGGAGGAAAUUAAGCGAAAUGUGAGCUUAUUUGUGGCUGUCAUGAAGUCACAUUAGUUGCUCUCAUUUUAUUGUUAUGUAAGCGUGAGGUGCAAACUCACUUUUAUUGCUGUUUGUGUGAGGUAGAAACUCACUUCUAUUGUUGUUUCUGUGAGGUACAAACUCACUAAUAUUCCUAUUUGUGAGGUAGAAACUCACUUAUUUUGAUGUGCACGUGAGUUGGAGACUCACAUAUAUUUGUGGCUGUGCACUCGUAUUGAACAUAUAUCAGGUUUUGCAUUUUGUUUUUUGGGCAACUUAUUGUUUGGCUGUGCACUAAAGAGACCAGGGUAUAUAUGUCUAUUCAUAUUUAUGUUUGAUGGUUA